Messenger RNA from Miniopterus natalensis, 3063 nucleotides. Its product is annotated as sodium/hydrogen exchanger 9B1. The record is from RefSeq and is a predicted model, not a curated record. Lineage: Eukaryota; Metazoa; Chordata; Mammalia; Chiroptera; Miniopteridae. Gene Ontology annotation, biological process: proton transmembrane transport. Gene Ontology annotation, cellular component: membrane. Gene Ontology annotation, molecular function: antiporter activity.
AACCUAUUUUAUUUUGUUUAAAUGUUGGCCUUACAGACCUUUCAGAUGGGCCAAGUAUAAAGACAGAUGUAUCAGUAACUUAGAGAAGUAGGCAUUAAUGUAGUUGAUCAUGUUUCAUUUUAACUUUUCUUGGCAUCUCUUAUGAAGGAGUGUGACUGAAGAUAGGGUAAAUCAAUGGUGGAAAUGAUGUCAAGCAUGAAAUAAAGAGCUGGGUUUUCUAAUAUAUGCUUUUAAGAUAUACCCAGCAUUAUGAACAUUCAGAAGUAUUACAUUUCUGUGUAAUUAUGGUUUUUAAAAACUUAUGCACAUGACUUUGGUUAACAACUUUAAAAUUAGUAUUGAAACUGUUUUGACUAUAAAGAUAUCUGACUUGACAGUGAUACAACUUUAUGAUUUAAAAAACAUUAAGAAAUUAAUCCCACUUAACCAUGUUUGUUCUCAGACGGAUUUAUAGUCCUGUUUUUUUCUUUCAAAUAAUUUUUCUUUUAAAUAUUAGCAUGUACACCACAGAACCAGAAAAUGAACAUUUGGAGAAUAAAAACAUCGAAUCAUCUAUAACUCCUCAGAUCCUCAAAGAUAGUAAUACUAGUGAACAUGAAGAAACUAAGGAAAUCGUCUUCUCAAAAACAGAGGAAACAAAACCAGAGAUGUCAAAAAAUGGUUGUCCUCCACAAGGGACAUUGAAUAAACAUAUUACAAAUGGAGUUUUACUUCUGAUGAUAUGGUGUGCAAUCUGGUCAGUCUCAGGCCUUAGCCUUCACCCUGAAGCAAAUUUACUUGGACUAUUCAUUGUCUUUUAUAGUUCCCUAGUUGGGGGAAAACUUUUGGAACUCAUUAGAAUACCUUCAGUACCUCCACUUCCACCUCUUCUUGGGAUGUUACUGGCUGGUUUUAUCAUCAGGAAUGUUCCAUUUAUCAGUGACUUGGUCCAUGUGAGUAACAGGUGGUCUUCAACUUUAAGAAACACUGCCCUUACCCUUAUCCUAAUAAAAGCUGGACUUGGACUCGAUCCACAGGCUUUGAAGCGUUUGAAGAGAGUUUGUUUAAGAUUGUCUAUGGGUCCAUGCCUCAUGGAGGCAUGUUCAACUGCUGUUAUUUCCCACUUCCUUAUGAAUUUUCCCUGGCAAUGGGGAUUUCUAUUAGGUUUUGUAGUAGGUGCUGUCUCUCCUGCUGUUGUUGUCCCUUCCAUGCUACUUUUGCAAGACAAAGGAUAUGGUAUUGAGAAAGGCAUUCCAACCUUACUAGUAGCUGCAAGCAGUUUUGAUGACAUCCUGGCUAUCACUGGAUUCAGUACAUGCAUGGGCAUAGUCUUCUCCACAGGUACUAUACUUCAUAAUCUCCUAAUCUCUUUUCGGAACAUAAUUAUUGGUAUACUGCUAGGAGUGGUUUUGGGAAUUUUUGUUCGAUAUUUUCCAAGUGAAGAUCAGACAAAACUUCCAUUGAAGAGAGCAUGCCUUGUUUUGAGUAUGUGCAUUUCUGCUGUCUUAGGCAGCAAUUAUAUUGGUAUACAUGGAGCUGGAGGAUUAUGUACACUAGUGUUGACUGUCACUGGAGGACUGAAUUGGACCAAAGAUAAGACUGCAGUCCAAAAAAUUAUUGCAAUUGCAUGGGAUAUCUUUCAACCCCUUCUUUUUGGUUUGGUUGGAUUGGAAGUAUCUGUUGCAUCUCUUGAAUCAGAGGCCAUUGGCAUUUGUAUUGCUACCAUGAGUUUGGCAUUAACGAUUCGAAUUGUUUUUACAUUUUUUUUAAUGGCUUUUGCUGGUUUUAAUUUUAAGGAGAAAAUAUUUAUUGCUCUAUCAUGGAUGCCCAAAGCUACAGUCCAGCUAGCACCUCUGCUGGUCUCAGUCACUUACCUGGUGGAGGGACCCAAAUCAUCAUCCCCGAGGUGUCUGAGCCCAGGUCACCAUUUCUCCUCCACUGAAUGCUGGAUGCUGUGCUCAAGCUACACUUAUCUACUUAAAUCAAACCAUCGAAAUUGAACAAGAGGUUACCUAGAUUCUCUGGAUGCCAAACACAUUCCUCUCUGCUUCCAUUUUGCAUUGGAACUGAUUUGCAACCACUAAUCUUUUUCUAAAUUAUCUCUAUAAUUUUGCCUUCUAAAUAAAAUUUUUACUGUAAUUUAAUUAACUAUUUAUUUUGUGGAUAUGUUACUAGGUAUCUACAAUUUUAGGAUCAGUGUAUCAUCUUCUUAGUGAAUUUUUACUUAUUAUGUAAUGUAAGGAGGUGAGUUUGAACAUUUCAGGGCUGAUGAAGGAAAAAAAACAUGGCCAUGAGGUGGCACUAGCACACAAGCUUUAUUUGGGCGAUACUUUGCCGGGUCUGCCAAAGGCACUAACAUGGUGAAACCAUCCAGAGGCUGAAGCUCAUAGGGGCCGCCAUCCAGGAGAGGAGAGCAAGGGAACACCUGGAGUAGAGAGGCAUAAAAAGGGGGUUUUAUGUCUCGGGGGCUUAUGUAUGAUGUCAUGCGGCAGGAUGCCAGGGAGUCUCUGGGCCCAAGAAUUCCAAAGAGUAGCAGCAACUUAUCAUCUCUAUAGCCCAAGGCUCAUUUUAUCUGUGGCAGGCAGAUUUUGGACACAGUUUCACGUUAAGUAAAGCAGGCAUACACUAAAGGGCUAAAAAUCUGCUUGUCUGUGCUAUGUUUAAAAUAAUUUUUUUAAAAGAAUUAAAUCAUUUAGUUCCCAUAACAAGUGUGUGAAUUUUAAGAUCUCAUUAGGCAAACUGAGGUUAAGUAGCAGUCCUAGGUCACAGCUGAUAAUUAGCCAAGGUGGGAGUCCACGUUACAGGGCUCCUGAGGCAGAGUUCCUAUUCUUUUUUUUUUUCUAUUUGUCUCAUAUAUUCUUUUUUAAUAUUUUUAUUCUUUUUUUAAUUUUUUUACAAUUGAUGUGUAAAGUUUUGAUUUGGUGCCCGGGGGCUUUUGAGCUAAUGGGUCUCAGCCUCCUGUGAAUAAACAACCCCGGGGGCCUUAUAUAUGUAACGUCCUGACUCUCCCUUUUUUCCACUCACCAUCGUUUAUUAUACUCAUUUUUUAGGUAUUUUUUAUUAUUGUUCAAAAUAUUACAGGUG